UUCCGGUGACGUAUUUGUUUUGAAGACGAGUCAAAGGUAGGACCGUCAGGCGGAUCGGGGCGUCAAGUUUUCUGAUCAAAUCGAGAUAUAAUUAGCUUCGUCUUUUUAAGUAAGUAAAAAAAACUGUAUUAAACUGUUGAAAACUCGUGUUAAGUUGAAAUAAUACCUCGUGGAGGCGAUAUGGAGGCCGUUCCCAGGAUGCCGAUGAUUUGGCUGGAGUUGAAGGAAGCGGGGGACUUUCAGUUCACUUCCCCUGUCAGACAGUACAUUCAAAUAAACUAUGGUGAGAACCCCGAGAACUACAAUGAGUCACUGAAGAGGCUGGAGCAACUUAGACAGACUGUGGUAAACAUCCCAAGGGAUUUUGAAGGCUGCAGCACUCUUCGAAAGUACUGUGGUCAGCUGCACUUUCUGCAGAGUCGUGUUCCUAUGGCAUCUGGUCAGGAGGCUGCAGUGCCUGUGACUUGGAUUGACAUGUUCUCAGGGAGGAAUAUCACACAUGAUGAUAUUAACUAUGAGCAGGCUUGUGUCUUGUAUAACCUGGGUGCAUUGCACUCGCUGCUGGGAGCUGUGGAUAACCGCCUGUCUGAAGAGGGGAUGAAAGUGUCCUGUACCCAUUUCCAGUGUUCUGCCGGGGCUUUUGCUUACCUCAGAGACCACUACAAUCACAGCUACAGCUCUGACAUGAGUGGCCAGGCACUGUCAGUCAACAUCAGCCUCAUGCUGGCACAGGCUCAAGAGUGUCUCUUGGAGAAAACUCUACUAGACAACAGAAAGAGUCAUUUAAUAGCAAAGAUUUGUGCCCAGGUGUGUGACUAUUAUAAGGAUUGUCUGAGGGUGUUGGAUAAUUCUGAAUGUGUGCCAGGAAGGAUUCAGAAAGAGUGGAGGAAACUCGUCAGCAUGAAAAUCAGCUACUUCAGGGCCAUCACACAUUUACACAUGGGAAAGCAGUCAGAGGAACAGCAGAAACAUGGAGAAGCAGUUGCAUACUUUCAGUUCUCCCUCGACAAACUUAAUGAGGCAAUUAAGCAGAGCAAGGGUCAACCAGAACAUGUACAGGAAGCUUUGAAAUUCACGAUGGAUGUGAUUGGUGGAAAAUAUAACUCGGCUAAGAAAGACAAUGACUUCAUUUACCAUGAGUCUGUGCCCGGUCUGGACACAUUGGUGGCAGUAAAAGGUGCAUCUUUGGUGAAACCCCUACCUGUGAACCUAACUGAUCAAAGUGUCACUGGUCCUGACCUCUUUUCAAAACUUGUUCCCAUGGCAACUCAUGAGGCCUCAUCCCUUUACAGUGAGGAGAAGGCAAAGUUACUUAGGGACAUAGUGGCUAAAAUAGAGGACAAAAACCAAAUCCUUGAAAAAUUUAUGGAGUCUCUAAGCAGUGACUCGGUGUAUAAAAUUGACAUGUUUAAGUCUCUGCCUGACGCUCUAUUGGAAAAAUGUGCAUUUCUCAGUGUACGACCAGACACUGUCAAGAACCUCGUCCAGGCCAUGCAAGCACUAUCUAAUGUUUACACUGAUGUGGGUUCAUCUCUGGACGAGAUCCGUAGUGCCCUUGAGGAAGAUGAGGCUGGAGAGAAGAGUUUAAUGGAGGUUGUGGGGCAGAAGGGAUUGUUGGCCAGAUCUGCAGUCUUGCAGGAGAUUCAGAAAGAGUUGAAGAAAUAUGAAGCUGCUCAUCAGGCAGCUAGCAACACCAACACUGAGCUCCACAGAGCCAUGAACCAGCACAUACCAAACCUACGCCUAUUACAGGGAUCUGUUGAGGAACUCAGAAAGAGCCUGCCUCAGCCACAACUCAAUCAAGAUGAAACAUCAUCCUUGCAAAAAAUAAAGACUAUUCUUGGCAAAGUUGAUGAAAUGCGAAAGCAGAGGAUCUCAUUGGAGAGUCAGCUCCGUGACCUUAUUCAUAAAGAUGACAUCACUGGAGUCCUGGUAACCACAGAUCGUGCUGAGAUCAAGACAUUGUUUGCAGAGCAGUUGAAGAAAUAUGAUCAGCUGAAGGGAUAUAUAGAACAGAACUUGGCUGCUCAGGAUAACAUCCUGAAAGCCCUGACAGAAGCGAAUGUGCAGUAUGCCCCUGUUCGCAAGACACUCAUGCUCACAGAGCAACAAUGGAACGAGACUGUGCAAUCCCUGAUUGCCUCAUUUGAGGCAUAUGAGGACUUAAUCAAGAAGGCUGAGGAAGGCAGAGACUUCUAUCAGGAUCUGGACAAGAAGACCACUGGCCUGUUGGACAAAACAAAGUCCUGUUGCCAAACCAGAGAGGAGGAACGAGUUGCCUUGCUGGAAAAGGAGAUUGGAAAAGGGCCACCUCCUAGACCUGCUGCCCGAAAGCCUGUGGUCGGCCAGAAAGUUGUUGGUUCUAGAACCGGCCCCUCCAGUCUUGAAUCUGUAGGUCCUUCUGUUGCCUCUUUUGAAGAUCUCCCACAAGAACUACGAAGCCUUCCUCCAAAUCUGAAUUUGCCCCGAGGUCCAGUACUUCCCAAUACUGUUCCCCAUGGUGGAAGCCCAUUUCCCCCAGCUCGGUUUCCAAACCCCCAAUUUCCAACUACAGAUCCAAAGCAACAGCUGUCUCACAAUCUCCCACAAAAUCAGGCCCCUUAUGGCCAGCCCUUUGCACCCAUGCAAAUCCCUGGGAUGUCACCACAGCAGUUCCAGGUAAGAUCAUCCGGAGGCAUCACACAUGUCCAUCCUCAGGUUAAUCAAUCGAACACCCCACAGGUGCCUUCUCAGGGGUACAAUCCAGCUCUCUGGCAGCAAGCUCACAGUGGGCCCAUUGCUGUUACAGGGGGUUAUUCUGUGCCUCCACAAAUGGGACAGAUUCCCCAAAAUUCCAUUAGGCCUGGUUUACCCGGACAACCACAAGUAUCCUUGCCAAACUCUCUUGGGCAGCAGAUGCCAACUGGCAUGACUCAGUCUUCCUCUGUCCAACAGAUCAUACAGGGAACACAGAGCCAAAGCUUUACCACCCAACCUAGACAAAGCAUCCCCUCAACCACACCAAGAAGUGCAUUUCCUGGGCAAAUCCUUCCCCCUUUCCCACCUGGACAGGUCCAAGCUCCUAUGCAAGGCCAAACACAGCAACAGCCUGGCCUCCCCUCAGGUUACCGACCCACAUUAGGUCCUCAAAUCCAACCCCAGCAUGGUCUACCUAGCCAACUGUCCCAUCCUCAACAGUUCCAUCCUGGACAACUUCCACAAAACAGGCCUCAACCUUAUAUGGGGUAUACAUCUUUUUCAUCUUUGCAACCUCAGCAAAUCCCUGCACCCCAGCAAGUACAUCCAGGAUCUCAAAUCUUUCCACAGGCACCCUUGAGCCAAAACUCCCAAAUUCCUUUUGGUGCUCAUCCACACAGUCAGCCCCAAAUGCCAACAGGAGCUGUACCACCACAAAGUAAUAUGUACUCAUUUGCACCAACACACAUGGGCCAACAACCUAUGGGUCAACAGACCAUUCCACCCCAAUUCAACACAAUGUUUAAUGGCCCAGGGGGGCAACCCAUGUACACUCCUGGUCAAAGCCAAAUACUUGGCCCUCAAAAUGUGUCUCACCAGUCAUCAGGACAAGCAGCUGCCGCAGUGAUGGACAAUCCAGUUCCACCAUCCCUUGCCAGCACCCUCAUUCCUACACCAUCACCAGUUCAGGUUUCAUCCCAGAACCAGAUCUCCACUCCAGGACUAGGUGUACCAUCCUCUUCCACAUCAAGUGCUGCUCCAACUGAUGAGAUGAGGUCCAACUCCUCUACGGUUCUGGAUUUUCUUCAGAACAAGGUGGAUAAUAUCAGCAUUAAGUCCUAAACUGAUUGCAAGUAGAUAAAAGCCUAACUCAACUAUCACAGUAGUCUCUUGCUGUGUCCCGCACCAACAACUGUGCAAAAGCUGUCAGUGGUAGUUGGGAUACCACACAGGGCAAUAUCAAAAAUGAUGGGGUGUCAACAGGGGGUGCAGAAAAAAAUAUAUUUUUGAUGAUUUGGAUUCUUUGUAGUCACAACACAAGAUCUAAUGUCUGAACACACACUAACACUUGCCUUUUCUACAUGUACAGUACUAACACUACCAGAAUUGCACUGUACUCUCUGAAUCAGUAAUUACAAACUAUAACUUACCAAUUGUACUACAAGCAAAUAGAAAACUGCUGGCAUUGUAAUUCUAUGCAAUUCUCUAAUAUUAUGUGUCAAGUAUCACUCUUUUUACUUCUAUUCCUAAAAAGCACUUUAGUCUGCACUAUCAUUUAGAAUGAUGACAACGAUGAUGAGGGAGAGGUGAUUGUGGGUGUUUCUAUUUGUUUCAAUGUGUCUUCCAUAGAUUCAGAAACAUUUUAAUACCAAAACUCUUCUAGUUCUUACAUAUAAUUUUGUGAAAAAUUGUAAACACUGCUUUCUUUUUGCUCUGUAUUAGACCAUAACAAAAUUGUAAUUUUAUUAAAAAAAAAGGGAAAUGCUUUUUGACUGACUUAUACCACUGGUUUAUGUGGAGAUGAUGCUUCUGUUUGAAAUUCAAUAUUAAACUAGCUUACUUAA
Megalobrama amblycephala (Wuchang bream) is the source of this 4520-nucleotide messenger RNA. RefSeq names its product protein tyrosine phosphatase, non-receptor type 23, b (gene ptpn23b). The transcript has 20 exons. Gene Ontology annotation, biological process: endocytic recycling; protein transport to vacuole involved in ubiquitin-dependent protein catabolic process via the multivesicular body sorting pathway; early endosome to late endosome transport. The record is from RefSeq and is a predicted model, not a curated record. Gene Ontology annotation, molecular function: protein binding. Gene Ontology annotation, cellular component: endosome. The coding region runs from base 181 to 3798 and encodes 1205 amino acids. Lineage: Eukaryota; Metazoa; Chordata; Actinopteri; Cypriniformes; Xenocyprididae.